Dictyostelium purpureum is the source of this 1659-nucleotide messenger RNA. RefSeq lists its product as uncharacterized. The record is from RefSeq and is a predicted model, not a curated record. The transcript is spliced from 5 exons. NCBI's taxonomy places the organism in Eukaryota, Evosea, Eumycetozoa, Dictyosteliales, Dictyosteliaceae. Gene Ontology annotation, molecular function: cysteine-type deubiquitinase activity. Bases 1 to 1659 code for a protein of 552 amino acids. Gene Ontology annotation, biological process: protein deubiquitination.
AUGAGUUCAUUAGAAAGUAUAGAUAAACAGUUAGAUCUUUUAGAUCUAACAAGAAAAGACAUACCAAAGGAUGGUUCGUGUUUGUUCAGAUGUGUGAGCGAAUCAAUCUUUGGUACACAAAAUUACCAUAACCAAGUAAGAAAGCAAUGUAUUAAAUAUUUAGAAUUAAAUAGGGAUAUGUUUGAACCGUUUGCAUGCAUUCAUAACCCAUGGGAAAAGUAUAUCGAAGAAAUGAAAAAAGAGGGCACAUGGGGUGGCGAAGUCGAGUUACAAGCAUUAUCAUCAAUUUACGAGGUUAAUUUUGUAAUUUAUAUUGGUGGUAAUAAUAAAACUGAAGUUAUUAAUGGUUAUAAUAAAAACAUUUAUUUAGCCUAUUGUCAUGGUGAACAUUAUGAUUUGGUUUUAAGCAAAAAUCAUUUUGGAUCAUAUAAACAGCUUCAAUCAAUAGUUUACGAAAUAAUCUAUGCAGCUAUGAAUAAACAGUACCCAAUUUUAGGUAUUCCUUUUAAAAAUAUUUCAUUAAAAUUAUGGGAAGAACAAGAUAAAGCCAAACAAAUUAGAGACUCUAAAAUUGUCGAAAAGCUUUUAAAAACCCAAACAGUAAAUGUAUUGGAUGAAUACCAAAUUAAUAAAAACAAAAAGAAAACAAAUAACAAAGGAUUAAGAAAAAGCAAUCAUGAUAAUACAGUAUUAAAUAAUAGAAGCAGAAAUAAUAACUUUGCUCCUUUGACAACUUCAAAUGAAAGCAUUUCCUCAAAUAAUUCAAUAGAGGACAACGAGGAUAAAUCGCAACAAGAAGAAGUUGACGAGGAACUUAAAGCAAUUUUUAAAGAAAUUGAAAUGCAGGAAAUUGAAGCACAAAGACGUAUUGGACUUGAAAAACAUUUUCCAACUUUACCUACAAAUUCAAAAAAAAAAUCAAACUCCAAUACACCAUCUAAUAAUUCACCACCAUUAUCAUCAACAAUAGCUGCUUCUAUUCAAGCCAUGGCUUUAAAUGAAACUUCAGAUGGUAUGGAUAUUAAUAAUAACAAUGAUAAUAAUCAUAGUAAUAAAGAAAGUAAUAUAAAUAAUAGUAAUGAUAAUAACAUAGCAACCACAACCACAACAACUACCAUUACCAAUACUGACCAAAGUAGCCCAAUAAAAGAAGCCAACACUGAUCAAAAAUUAGGUGGAUGGGGUGCAGUUCGAAAUUGGAGUAGUGUAAUUUCCAAUAUUCCCGAAAACCCAAUUGGGCAACCAACACAACAAGAGGAAAUGCAAAAAGCAGUAUCUCAAGCAACUUUAGAAGGAACGGAACAAGUUCCAGAGCAAACUCAACAUAAUAACUAUAGACCUCGAAAUAACAACUAUAGAGGCAAACAAAACAAUAACUAUCAUCACAGCCAUAAUAGAAAUGAAAAUUAUAAUAAUAAUGUGAAUACAAAUAAUAACUACUAUAAUAGAAAUGAUAAUAAUAACAAUAGAAAUGAAAACAACUUUAAAAACAACUAUAGAAACAAUAAUAACUAUAGAAACAACAACCAUUACAAUAACAAUACAAACAACUACUAUAAUGGUGGUGGCAAUAGAGGCUACAGCAGAAAUUAUGAAGUUGUUGACGGAAAUAAUAUUAUAAAUAAUAACAAAAAUAAUAAUGAAAAUAAUGAAAAUUAA